AUGUUUUACAACGAGGUUGCAGGCCAAAUAAUUGACACACAUAAAAAGAGGAGUGUCAAUGAGGCAAAUGUCAAUAAAGAGUCUGGUUUGGAACACAGUUUAGAGGCACAGUUUGUUGAGACUCCCGCUGGAGAACUAAGGCCUAAAGGAUUACACAUUUUGGAUAAAAAUGAAAUUAAAGCAGAGAAUCUUGAUCACCACCUUUUCAAACAACAGUAUUUACGGCCUCGUUCAAAGGAGAAGAGAAAUUUUAAUGUUGGGAUCCUGGAUUCUCUUUGGCCAAAUGGAAUUAUACCUUAUGUAGUUAAACACAGCAAUGGUGCAUCUAAGACUUUAAUUAAGGACUCAAUAGAAGAAUUCAAUAAACACACAUGCGUACAGUGGAUACCAAGAGAUGAUGAGCCAGAUUAUGUAGCAUUUGAAGAUGGGGGAGGAUGUGGAUCUUGGAUUGGUAUUGUUGGUGGUAAGCAAAGUAUUACAUUGCAAGAUCCUGGAUGUAUAAAUGUUGAAACAGUGAUCCAUGAGAUGUGCCAUGCUUUAGGACAGCUACAUGAACAGAGCCGUUACGAUAGAUACCCAUAUCUCAGAACCAACUGGCAAAAUAUACCAGUUACGUGGGCAUACAAUUUUGAUAUGGCUUACACAAAUAACCAUAACCCAUAUGAUCAACAUUCUGUUCUACAGUAUAGCUUGUCUUCAUUCAGUACAAGUAAUAGUAAGAAGAGUAUGUACCUGACAGAUUCCAAACUUAAUUUCCUGACAGAACAGACAAGGAACCUGACAUUUUAUGAUAUACAAGAUAUAACUGAUACAUACCAGUGUACUAAAGACUGCAGUGACCCUCCAGUGUGUGAUAAUGGUGGAUUUGUAGAUUUUCGCUGUCAGUGUUUAUGUCCAGAAGGACUAAAAGGACCAACUUGUAAUGAAACAGAAGGAAACUGUGGAGGAAUAGUGGACUUGACUGUUGGUAAACCUUACAUGAUCAAAUCUUCAAAUUAUCCAUCACCAUAUAGUAUUGGGGAUAACUGUGUUUGGGCUUUAAAGGCUCCAGCCAGUGCUAAAAUUAAGGCCACAAUAACAGACAUGGACAUAGCUUAUAAUCAUGAGCUGACAAGAUGUUAUCAUUGGUUAGAAGUUCAGUAUAAUUUGAUUGCACAACCGGGAAUUAUAAAAUGUGGAGAGCUACAAGGUGGACAGACAUUAGAAUAUGAAACAACUAAUAAUGGAGAAUACAACUUGAUGAUGUUUAAAUUUGAUAGUCAAUUUGUAAGCAGUAAGGAGCCAACUAGAGGAUUCUUUAUGAUUGUUGAGGCCUUCAGUGCAGGUUGUCAUAAUAACCCCUGUGAUUCUGGAGGAACCUGUGUAGAAGGACCAGGAGAUGGAACCUUUGUUUGCUUAUGUUUACCUGGCUACAGUGGAAUUACUUGUAACAAAGUGAAUGCUACAGCUGUUGUUACAUGUGACUUUGAAACAGAUCUGCUUGGGAAUUGUUUUAUGGAUUCAGACAGAACUACUGAUAUAGAAUGGAGCAUGUUAUCGGCAUUUUACAUGAGUUCCAGAACAGUUUACCCACAGACAGGUCAUAUUAUGGCGGGUUUAUAUAUUUACAAACUGACAUAUUAUGGUGAUGUUGCUCGACUUGUCACAAAUUUAGAUUUUGAAGCUGGAGAUAGAUGUUUACAGUUGGAAUACCAGAUUACAGUAUAUGCAAAUGAUCCCAAUUUCUACCUGGAUAUAAGUUACACUGGUAAAGAUCAGUCUAAGACAUCACUUUUAUACCAGAAAACAGAUACUUCAAACAAGUGGAAAAGUUUAGAUCUGGAUAUACCAUCAGUUGAGGAUUUAAAGAUUACCAUAGAAGCUGCAGUUGGUGAUCGUGAAGUGAUUAUUGAUAAUCUUGUUCUGUCACCAGGGCCAUGUAGUGGACCAUGUGCAUCUACCAAGCCAUGCCAGAAUGGAGGACUUUGUAUUCCCAAUGGUUCUACAAAAUACACUUGUCAAUGUCUGACUGGAUUUACUGGGGAGGAUUGUACACUGACAGGAGCAUUAACCACAUACAGCUGUACAUUUGAAGAUGGUGCAGAUUGUUUUCUGUCACAAUCAAAGACUGAUCAAAAGAACUGGGUUGUUACAUCUAAAGCAACACCAUCAGCAGUUACUGGACCAUCAUUUGCUGCAGAAGGAUUAUUCUUCAGUUAUCUAGAAACAUCAUCAACAAACGAGGGACAAAAAGCUGUUUAUCAAGCAAAUGUUGAAUUUCAAGCAACUGACAGAUGUUUGAUAUUCAGCUAUCAUAUGUUUGGAUUGUCUGUGUCCAGUCUAGCAGUAAAAGUAAAGGGAAAUGAGAUAGAGGAAACUGUCAAAUGGAUCAAAUAUUACUCCCAUGGUAACAGGUGGCAUCAAGCUGGGAUAGAUAUACCUUCUAUGGCUGGUCUGGAGAUUUACAUUGAAGCUUCUAGUGGUGGUGAUUAUAUGGGAGACAUUGCCAUAGAUGAUGUACUGCUUAGGCCUGGACUUUGUUUAUGUGAUUCCAGUCCAUGCAUGUUUGGUGGAACCUGUAUCCCUGUUGACAGCUCCACCUAUCAGUGUUCAUGUGCAGCUGGAUUUAGUGGAGAAAAUUGUCAAAUUGUUGAUACUGCAGCUUUGAUCUGUUCAUUUGAGAAUACAUUUUGUUCUUUCUUGGAGCAAGACCAGAACAAUGAUACUAUAGACUGGAAGUUAAAUGAUGGACACACAUCAACGUCAGGAACAGGACCUUCCAGUGCUGCAGCAGGGACAUACUACCUGUACAUAGAGGCUAAGGGUAACUCGGACUCUACUGCCAGACUGCACUCACUACAGCUAUCAGAAACUGAGCAUUGUAUGAAGUUCUCCUACUAUAUGUAUGGUGUAAAUACUGGUUCCCUGAAUGUGAUAACAGAUGAUGGUGGAGGGGAGAUAACUCAGUGGACACGAUCUGGAGAUCAAGGACAAAGUUGGCAUCAAGUUGAAAUUGAUUUGAACUUUACUUCAACAUCUAGGAUGAUAAUAGAAGGAAUUGUGGGAAGUGGAGAAAAAUCUGACAUUGCUGUAGAUUUUAUUUUUAUAUCACCUUUGUCUUGUGAUAAGAAUGCAUCUUUUUGUUCUCCAAAUCCAUGUCAGAACACUGGAAUAUGUACGGAAACAGCCCUAUCUUUUACUUGUAGUUGUAAAAAGGAGUUUACUGGAAAUGUCUGUGAAUUGGAAGUGGUUGAUGGUAACUGGGGAUCCUGGACUGAUGGCUCAUGUUCAGUAACAUGUGGCGAUGGACAAAUAGUAAGAACUCGUACAUGUGAUGAUCCAUUACCGGCCAAUGGUGGAGCAUCUUGUGAAGGAUCAGCCAAUGAAAUUGAAGUUUGCAAUGAAGGGGCAUGUCCUCCAGUCAAUGGUAACUGGGGAUCAUGGUCCGAUUUUACUUCCUGCUCAGUAAGUUGUGGUGGAGGUACACAGGCCAGGAUAAGAUCAUGUGAUAAUCCUGUUCCAGAGUCUGGAGGAAUAUACUGUAUGGGACCAGCUACAGAAUCACAGUCGUGUAAUGAUGAAAAAUGUCCAGCUGAUGAAACAUUUACUUGUACAUUUGAGGCCAGUGACAGUUCCUGUUUUCUUACUGAUGAAAAAAAUCCAUCAAGAGAUAUAUUUGAUUGGACUACAAACUCUGGUCCCACUAAAAUAAAGAAGACUGGGCCCUCAUUUGCAGCCAGUGGAACAUUUUACAAAUAUAUAGAAACUUUGAAACCUAGGAAGAAAGGACAAAAUGCAAGGCUUGUCAAUUCACAGAGUCUUAAAGCUUUAAGUAGAUGUCUCAGCUUUUCCUACAACAUGAAUGGUCCCCAAAUAGGAUCUCUGAAUGUUCUACGUAUAGAUUCUGACGGACAGGAAACAAUUCUAUGGAGUAAAAAUGGAAACAAGGGAAAUGUGUGGAGGCACGGAAAUGUUAAUGUUAUUACUGAACCAGAUCUGCAGCUGGCAAUAGAAGGUGUUGUAGGGGGAAAGAAAGGACACAUUGCUGUGGACAAUAUUUUACUGAAACCAGAGGAAUGUCCACCCUGUGAUGUUGAACCCUGUCAGAAUGGAGGAGUUUGUUCUGUGACAGGUGAUUCUUAUAUAUGUGCCUGUCCUGCAGGAUUUGGUGGUCCCAACUGUCAGUAUAUAGAUGCUGAAGGAUAUUGCUCCUUUCAGAUGACUGAUCCAGAUUGUUUCCUAAUACAAGAUGUUACAGAUAAUUUUGAUUGGUCAAGAGAUCGUAGUACUAGAACUAAGAAUACAGGUCCACUUUCAUUUUUAGCUGGAAAAUAUUACUUUAUUGAGGCUAGUAGUAAGCCAAUUGGUUCUAAAGUUAGAUUGAUCAGUAAUGUACAGUAUUCAAAUAAAGCAAGAUGUUUAACUUUUAACUAUAAUAUGUAUGGAGACCAGACUGGGGAAUUAAAAAUCCUAACUGUGGAUUCUGAUAAUACAGAAACAGAACUAUGGUCAGUAUCUGGGAACCAAGGAAACCAGUGGACAGGUCAGAUGGUCAGUGUGCAGACAGAACCUACCUCUAAGAUUGUUUUUGAGGCAUCAGUAGGGGGUGACAGAGGAGAUAUUGCCAUUGAUGAAGUCAGACUUCUAACUACAGACUGUAAUCCAUGUUCACCUAUUGACCCUUGUAGAAAUGGAGGAUACUGUUCAGUGUCAGGUGAUACUUAUACAUGUACAUGUCAGUCAGGGUUUGAUGGUCCGGAGUGUCAGUAUAUAGAUUCCCAGAGAUAUUGUUCCUUCGAGAAGAAAGAUCCAUCCUGUUUCUUGGUACAAGAUCAAAUCAGUGAUAAUUUUGAUUGGAGUAGAAGUAGGAGAACACCCACUUUAGCCACAGGUCCAACAAAAGCAGCAGAUGGGAUCACAUUUUAUUUCAUAGAAGCAUCUAAGCAAUCUAUAAAUAACAAAGCCAGAUUGAUUAGUGAUGUCAAGUUUUCAAAUAAAACUAGAUGUUUUACUAUGUCAUAUCACAUGUAUGGAGAUCAGAUUGGGACAUUAAGAGUUCUUACUCGUGACUCUGAUGAUACUGAAACGGAACUAUGGUCUGUGUCAGGGAAUCAAGGAAACCAAUGGAUAGGCCAGAUGUUCAGUGUCCAAACUUUGCCAGACUCUAAGAUAGUUAUUGAGGGUUUAGUAGGAGGAAAUAAAGGAGACAUUGCUAUAGACAAUAUCAAACUGUAUAUUAAAGAUUGUGUUCCAUGUGGACCAAUCAACCCUUGUAGGAAUGGGGGAUAUUGCUCAGUGUCUGGUGAUUCUUAUACUUGUAAUUGUGCAGCUGGAUUUGGUGGACCAGAAUGUCAGUAUACAGAUGCAGUGAAAACAUGUACUUUUGAGAAUUCAGAUCAAAUGUGCUUUCUAACAGAUGAGACAACUGACAGCAUAAAUUGGAAAAGACAAAGGGGUUCAACAAAAACUAAAAAUACAGGACCAGCAAGUGCUGCUAUUGGUAAUAAGUAUACUUACCUAGAGUGUACUGGACAAAGUAUUGGUUCUAAAGUUAAACUUAUUAGUAAUAUUCAAUUUUCAGAUUCAACACGAUGUUUGACAUUCUGGUAUCACAUGUAUGGUAGUCAGAUAGGAACAUUACGUGUCAUUAGCAGGUCAUCUUCUCUACAGGAGACAGAACUGUUGAGUAUUUCUGGAAACCAAGGCAACAAAUGGCUAUUGAAGUCAGUCACAGUGUCUACGUUGCAUGAUUCAAAGCUUAUAAUAGAAGCAUCUGUAGGUGGAGACAAAGGAGAUAUAGCACUAGAUAAUAUUAGUCUGUUGACUAGUCCUUGUGGAGGCGGAUAAUGAAGAGUAAAACUAAAGAAAUGCUAUGAUGCUAUUAAUGCACAUAAUCAUUGAAGGACGAUGGACUAAAGGAGGACUGAAAGAUUAUUUCUGAUGAAAGUCUAUAGAUAUUAAAUGAAAAUAUUUAUUUUUGUAAAAAUUAUUGUUAUGUCCUUACUUUCUCCUUACUAAGAUCAUUGGCCAUUGUUUUUUUGUUUUUUUUAAAUCCAUAGAUUUUUCAUAAAAAUUGCUGUUUUUGGGGUUGAAAUAUUUUUAAACCAACCUUCUUACUUGGGGAUAGAUUAAAUUUAGAACUCUUGAUAUAUCAUUUAGGCACAAUAUUUUAAAGUUUACUCUCAAGUGAUUAAUGUGCAUGUCUCUGUUCUCUAAUAAACUUUCCUUCAAAUGUCUCAUUUGUUUUGUUCAGAUUAAUUUUGUUUUUAUAAAGUUAUAUCUUGUGCAUAACAAUGCAAAUUGUUUGUAAAAUGUUAUAUUAUUAUGUAUGAUGAUCUUUGCUUAAUUAAAACAAGGUAUGAAUAUGAUAAUAUUUUAUGAUGAGAUUAUUUACAGUAAAUAUAUUUUAUUGAUAUAAAUGUUUAUUAGUUUGUCUUAUCUCUUGUAAUAAACAUUUGUAUAAUUUAAAGAUCAGCUUGUCCUAUUACUUUGAUAUUUGAUCCAUAUGGAAGUUGUGCCAGAAUGCAGUCAUGUUUUCUUUGACAAUAAACACAAACAAUUUA
This is a messenger RNA of Mytilus californianus (California mussel), 6542 nucleotides long. RefSeq names its product MAM and LDL-receptor class A domain-containing protein 1-like. Gene Ontology annotation, cellular component: membrane. The transcript is spliced from 49 exons. Gene Ontology annotation, molecular function: zinc ion binding; calcium ion binding; metalloendopeptidase activity. Bases 1 to 5826 code for a protein of 1941 amino acids. Gene Ontology annotation, biological process: proteolysis. The record is from RefSeq and is a predicted model, not a curated record. Lineage: Eukaryota; Metazoa; Mollusca; Bivalvia; Mytilida; Mytilidae.